AUGCCUCCUUUUGAAUCCACUAUCAAAAAAUCAUCUCAAAAGAAUUUAUUCUCGGCAAUUACUUCUUCACAAUUUUGUGCUUUGCCCAAAUCAAUCGAACUUGACUCUGAUUGCUGGCAGCGCAUUCUUUCCUACAAUGAUGAUGAUUCCUACCUACCGAUCGCAUUGACACAUCCAGUUCUUCGACAUGAAAUCCUCAAAUUGAAUAAAGGUCGCAAAUGCACUCUUUCCUGUGCCGAUGCUUCAUACAACGGUGAUCUCUGUAAGCUGCAGCUAGCUCAUCACCUUGGAUGUCCACUCGACAAUUUGGCGAACAUGGCCGCUAUGCAAGGAAAUUUAGAUUGUCUACACUAUGCGUGUGAAAAAGGAUGUUCUAUGGAGCAUGAUGCUGGAGUAGCCGCAAUGGCUGCUUUAGGCGGACAUGUCAAAUGUCUACGAUACUUGUGGGAAAAUGCUGAAUGUCCAUUUGAUGUCUCUGUCUACGAACACGGAAUGAUUGGUGGAAACGAAGAAGUCAUUGAGGUUUUGAAAACAUACGAUUGUCCAUAG
Molecule: messenger RNA, 549 nt
Organism: Seminavis robusta
Lineage: Eukaryota; Bacillariophyta; Bacillariophyceae; Naviculales; Naviculaceae
Source: the annotation of a GenBank genome assembly